Messenger RNA from Elgaria multicarinata webbii, 1273 nucleotides. RefSeq names its product RAD9 checkpoint clamp component B (gene RAD9B). Lineage: Eukaryota; Metazoa; Chordata; Lepidosauria; Squamata; Anguidae. The coding region runs from base 1 to 1149 and encodes 382 amino acids. Gene Ontology annotation, biological process: mitotic intra-S DNA damage checkpoint signaling; DNA repair; DNA replication checkpoint signaling. Gene Ontology annotation, cellular component: checkpoint clamp complex. The record is from RefSeq and is a predicted model, not a curated record. The transcript has 11 exons.
AUGGCAGUGCUGAAACGGAAACCAGAAACAAUAAUCUUCUCUACAGUAUUUGGAAGAGCCGUACACGCCAUAGCACGAAUCAGUGACGAAUUUUGGUUUGAUCCUAUUGAAAAAGGACUUUCCUUGAGGUCAGUGAAUUCUUCUAGGUCAGCCUAUGCCUGUGUCUUCUUUUCAUCUAUGUUCUUUCAACAUUAUUCUUGUAAAAACACGACUGAAUUGGAUCUGAACAAAAACCACAUACAACCUACAUGUAAAUUAGUAAUAAAGGCAGUCCUACCUCUAUUUCGGUCCUUAAACACACUGGAAAGGAAUGUAGAGAAAUGCAACAUUUAUACAAAUUUUAAAGAUUGCCAUAUUGUUUUUCAACUUUUCUGCAAACAUGGUGUUGUGAAAACUCAUAAUUUAGCUUUUCAAGAAUGUGAACCUUUGCAAGCUAUGUUUGCAAAGCAUCUCUGUCCCAAUGUACUGAAGCUCCAGUCAAGGCAGUUGUCUGAUAUAUUGAUUCAUUUCCCAACCUAUCAAGAUGAAAUAACUUUAGCUGUAACACCAGUGAAAGUUUGUUUCAAGACUUAUGUUGAGGAUGAAAAGGAUUUUGCAAAGGUAAUGCACACGGAAAUACAUCUCAGUCCAGAAGAAUUUGAAUACUAUCAAGUUGGAGUAGACUCUGAAGUAACAUUUUGCCUUAAGGAGUUGAGGGGACUCCUGGCUUUUGCAGAAGCUUUCAAUGCUCCUGUCUCUGUCCAUUUUGGUGUUUCUGGAAAGCCAAUUGCUUUCAGCACUGAAGACAUGGUGGUAGAAGCCAGUUUUAUUUUGGCUACCUUAGCAGAUUCUGAAAACAAGACAUCCUCUCAUGAAUCCCUGCACCUUUCACAAGGCCAGAAAAGGAGCCCUGCAUCAGAGAGGAGCAGUCAAGACAUCAUCAUGUCCAGCAGAAACAUUCAAAACACAGAAACAGACACGAGUCUAGCAGGCGGCUUUAACACUGUGGAGGAAUUGGUGUUACCUGAUCCUAGUUAUAAGUUUCACUCCAUGUUCUUCGGAGCCAUUUCAUCUAAGGAGCAAGAUAUCACCCAUGUAUUCCACAGUUUGGCAACAGCAAGCGACAGUGAAGAAGAUUUUGGUAAUAGACAAACCUCCCCAACAUUUUAGUGAUGCAAUAUAUCCAUCUGCUAAAAGUAAUUUACAUUGUCAUUAAACAGUAUAUUUAAACAGUAAACCUGAGCUUUUACUUGUUUCAGAAGUAUGUUUGUACUAUUGGAUUUAUAUAUGUUGA